AUGGUCUUAUUUUGGCCCCUUGCCGCGAAGCGUAUCUCAAACUCGGAACUCAACUCGAACGAUGGUUGGAUCAAGAUUCAGAUCCCUGAGUCCGAGGGCGGGACCCGGAACAGCCUUAUCGACAUUGCCAUCAUUGCAGAAGAGUUCUUUGCAUAUGACUCUAGUCUGCCCAUCACAUGGCUCGUGACUGGUCUCGGUCUUGCCCCGAUCUUCAUGUACGGAACCGAGGCUCAGAAGAAAGAAUUCCUUGAGCCUUUCCUCAUGCUCGAGGGUACGCCCUUGGCUGCUUUGGGCUUUUCAGAGCCAACUGGAAGUGCCAAUUAUCUCCAGAACGAAGGCGGUCUGGGUGUGCAGACCUUUGCCGAAGUGAGAGGAGACGAGGUCAUCAUCAACGGGGGUAAAAAGUGGGCUUCAAGCAGCGGAGGAUGGGAAUUCAAGGGUCCAGAAGUUCUCUCUCUCCUCUGUCGCUUCAGCGACAAAGGUGCUCCAAAAGACACACUUGGAUUCGUCGUCAUCACGCGCAAGGAAUUCGACUCUGCUGCGAACGAGGGACGCUUCAAGGUCACCAGCGAUAUUGAAACACAUGGCUUUACAGCCAGCUCCGGACCGUGCACUCAAUUCACUGAUUUCAGAGUCCCAGCCAAGAACAUUCUCGCACCUCCUGGACAUGGUGCCCUGCUGAACGUGGCCGCCUUCACCGAAUCAGCCGCUCUUGUUGGUGCCGGUGCAGCUGGCCUUAUGCGCAACUGCUUCGAGCACACUCUGAAAAUCGUCACGACGGACAAACGCGGUGGCUCGGUCCCGACUAUCAGUUACCAGACCGUCGCGGACUACCUUAUCAGCAUGAAGAUGAGAGAGGAAACCACUCGAUACCUCACCUGGAAGGCAUGCCACUAUCUCGAAACCACCGGUGAGACGGAGCUGGCUUAUCAGGCCAAAGUCUUCGGAUCUGAGAAUGCCAUCCAGCACGUUCUCGAAGCAAUGCAAGCUGUCGGUGUCAAUUCUUACGAUACCUCUCAACCGUAUGGGAAACUCAUGGACGAUGCUCUUUGUCUUCCGAUCUUCGAGGGUUCAAAUGCUGGAGUUCGGCGUCGCCAAAUCCAAAAGAUCUUCAGCACCCCUGGCUACGAUCCGGAGUCUGCGGCAAGCAACAAGCCAUGGAGCAAGGCUCCUCCGGCAGGCUUUCCACAGAAUUUUCUUCACGCAUAUGCUUGA
This is a messenger RNA of Exophiala viscosa, 1215 nucleotides long. Its product is annotated as acyl-CoA dehydrogenase domain-containing protein. Lineage: Eukaryota; Fungi; Ascomycota; Eurotiomycetes; Chaetothyriales; Herpotrichiellaceae. The coding region runs from base 1 to 1215 and encodes 404 amino acids. Gene Ontology annotation, biological process: fatty acid beta-oxidation using acyl-CoA dehydrogenase; butyrate catabolic process. The transcript has 2 exons. The record is from RefSeq and is a predicted model, not a curated record. Gene Ontology annotation, molecular function: flavin adenine dinucleotide binding.